GAGCUAUGUCAUCCAACGGAGGAAAGAUCGGUGACUUCCCGACAGAUGCUAUGACCCUGAACAGGUUUGUGAUGGAGGAGCAGAUGAAGCACCCGGGCGCAUCAGGAUCCCUCUCCCUGCUCCUGAGCGCACUCUGCACUGCUUGCAAGGCUACUGAGGCUGCGGUGCGUAAAGCUGGAAUAGCACAGCUAUACGGGAUCGCUGGUGACUCCAACUCGUCCGGGGACGAACAAAAGAAGCUUGAUGUCCUGGCCAACGAACUGUUUAUCAACCUUCUCAAAAGCUCCUACCAGACAUGUGCUAUGGUGUCCGAAGAGAACGAGGAUAUGAUAGAGGUGCCCAUGUCAAAACACGGCCGAUAUAUCGUGUGUUUUGAUCCUCUGGACGGCAGUUCCAACAUCGACUGCUUGGUUUCAAUUGGCUCCAUAUUCGGGAUCUACAAGAGAGAUAAGGAAGGUCCUGUUUCGAAGGAAGAUUGCUUGCUGCCUGGCAACAAGCUGGUAGCAGCGGGGUACUGUGUGUUUGGAACAGCGUGUAUGAUGGUCCUCUCAACUGGUCACGGUGUUAACGGCUUCACUCUGGAUCCUUCUAUUGGAGAGUUUAUUCUUACUGCUUCCAACAUGAGAAUCCCGACUAAGGGCAAGAUCUACUCCACCAACGAAGGAAACGCUCAAUACCUGGACAGCAAACUACAGAAGUACCUGAAUGACUGCAAGUUCCCAAAAGACGGUGGUAAACCGAAAGCUGCUCGGUACGUCGGGUCGAUGGUUGCGGAUGUGCAUCGCACUAUUUGCUACGGGGGGGUUUUCAUGUACCCGGCCAACUCAACCGCUGCCAACGGUAAACUGAGACUACUGUACGAGUGCAAUCCCAUGUCUUACAUUGUAGAACAGGCUGGCGGGAAGUCCGUUACUGGGAGAGGUGACGAGAGGGUACUGGACUUGAUACCCACGGGACUUCACCAGCGGUGUCCUAUUUAUCUAGGAUCCUCCGAUGACAUUGAUGUUAUUUUGUCUUACCUCAAUGAGUAAAAUAAUGAACUCGGUAUUCUUUUAGUGUGAAUUAUUAAGUGUGACUUUUUCGAAUCCUUGCACCAUCAUGUAAUCCUGAAAAUCAUUCGGUUUGUAAUUUUAAUGCAUUUAUUAAUUUAAUGCUGAUUAUUUUUAAAGGUCUAACGAAAUUUCAUGUAUAGAUUUAGUUCUUAGACGUGUUGGUGAA
Molecule: messenger RNA, 1218 nt
Organism: Bolinopsis microptera
Lineage: Eukaryota; Metazoa; Ctenophora; Tentaculata; Lobata; Bolinopsidae
Exons: 8
Coding region: 6-1031 (341 amino acids)
Biological process (GO): gluconeogenesis; sucrose biosynthetic process; fructose 6-phosphate metabolic process
Cellular component (GO): cytoplasm; cytosol
Molecular function (GO): fructose 1,6-bisphosphate 1-phosphatase activity
Source: RefSeq, a predicted model, not a curated record